ACAAAUAUCUCUACCACAUGCGGCUGUCAGAGGAGACCCUUCAGGAGGUGUCCCAACGCUUCCGGAAGGAGAUGGAGAAGGGUCUUGGAGCGGACACCAACCCCACCGCCUCGGUGAAAAUGCUGCCCACCUUCGUGAGGUCCACCCCGGAUGGGACAGGUACCACGAGACGGGAGCUGCUCCCUCGCGGCGGAGCAGGGCCGAGACCUCAGCCAACUCACUUGUCUCCACGCCUCGGUUUCCCCAUCCGUAAGCUGGGGCAGAUGUUUGACCUGCUCUCGCUAAGAGACCUCGGCUUUUGGCCAGAGGUUUCCAACUCAAGCGAGUGCUGUGGCCUGAAACUUUGGCCGCGCUCGGGCAUGCCUCGGUUUCCCCAUCCAGGUUUCCAACUCAAGCGAGUGCUGUGGCCUGAAACUUUGGCCGCGCUCGGGCACAGAAACGCUCGCCGAUACCUCACUGCGCGGCAGUUGUCUCCACGCAGCGGAGGAGCAGACCUGGCCGGCAGAGCGGGGAGAGGGAAGCCCAGCAUCCUCGUAACAUGGACGAAGGGAUUCAAGUGCAGCGGCGUGGAAGGCAAAGACGUGGUCUCAAUGCUGCGCAGAUCCAUCAAGAAACGAGGGGACUUUGACAUAGACAUCGUCUCUGUGGUGAACGACACGGUUGGGACCAUGAUGACCUGUGGUUAUGACGAUCAUAACUGCGAAGUUGGCCUCAUCAUUGGUACCGGUACCAACGCCUGUUACAUGGAGGAGAUGAGACACAUUGACCUGGUGGAAGGGGACGAAGGCCGGAUGUGCAUCAACAUGGAGUGGGGGGCCUUCGGCGACGACGGCGCGCUAAACGACAUCAGGACCGAGUUUGACCACGAGAUAGACAUGGGCUCGCUCAACCCUGGCAAACAAUUGUUUGAGAAGAUGAUCAGUGGUAUGUACAUGGGAGAGCUGGUCCGACUCAUCCUAGUGAAGAUGAGUAAGGAAGGGCUCUUGUUCAGCGGGAGGCUCACACCAGAUCUGCUCACUACCGGCCACUUCGAGACCAGAUACGUCUCUGCUAUUGAGAAGGAGAAAGAAGGGCUACAGAAAGCCCAUGAGAUCCUCACCAAGCUGGGCUUGGAGCCAUCUGAUGAAGACUGUGUGGCCACUCACCGCAUCUGCCAGAUCGUCUCCACCCGCUCAGCCAGCCUGUGCGGGGCCACCCUGGCAGCCGUGUUGCAACGCAUUAAGGAGAACAAGGGGCUGGACCGGCUGCGGUCCACCGUCGGGGUGGAUGGCUCUGUCUACAAGAAGCACCCUCACUUUGCCCGGCGCCUCCAUAAGACAGUGCGGAAGCUGCUGCCGGACUGCGACAUCCGGUUCGUGAGGUCGGAAGACGGGAGCGGCAAAGGGGCAGCCAUGGUGACGGCUGUGGCCUACAGACUGGCCGCCCAGCACAAGGCGCGGCAGAAGACUUUGGAGGCCCUCAAACUAAGCCACGAGAAGCUCCUGGAGGUGAAGCAAAGGAUGAGGCUGGAGAUGGAGAAGGGGCUGGGCAAGGAGACCCAUGCAGAGGCCACAGUGAAAAUGCUGCCCACCUACGUGUGCUCAACUCCAGAUGGGACAGAAAAAGGAGAUUUCCUGGCCCUGGACCUGGGAGGGACCAAUUUCCGUGUGCUGCUGGUACGCGUGCGGAAUGGGAUGAGGCGGGGUGUGGAGAUGCACAACAAGAUCUACUCCAUCCCAUUGGAUAUCAUGCAGGGGACAGGAGAGGAGCUCUUCGACCACAUCGUCCACUGCAUCUCCGACUUCCUGGAGUACAUGGGAAUGAAGGGUGUAUCGCUCCCACUCGGAUUCACGUUCUCCUUCCCUUGCCAGCAGACCAACCUGGAUGAGGGGAUUCUUCUGAAGUGGACAAAGGGUUUCAAGGCCACCGGCUGUGAAGGAGAAGACGUAGUGAACCUGCUGAAGGAGGCAAUUCACAGGAGAGAGGAGUUCGACCUGGAUGUCGUCGCUGUGGUAAAUGACACGGUCGGCACCAUGAUGGCCUGUGGGUACGAAGAUCCGUAUUGUGAAGUCGGGCUGAUAAUUGGCACAGGCAGCAACGCCUGUUACAUGGAGGAGAUGAGGAACGUGGAGCUGGUGGAAGGGGAGGAGGGCAGGAUGUGCGUGAACAUGGAGUGGGGGGCGUUUGGCGACAACGGGUGUUUGGACGACGUGCGGACAGAAUUUGACGUGGCGGUGGAUGAGCUGUCUCUCAACCCUGGCAAGCAAAGGUUUGAGAAGAUGAUCAGCGGGAUGUACUUGGGGGAGAUUGUCCGAAACAUCCUGAUAGAUUUUACCAAGCGAGGGCUGCUCUUCCGGGGACGCAUCUCAGAGAGGCUGAAGACCAGGGGGAUCUUUGAGACCAAGUUCCUGUCCCAGAUAGAAAGCGACUGCCUGGCCCUGCUCCAAGUGCGCUCCAUCCUCCAACACCUCGGCCUGGAGAGCACGUGCGAUGACAGCAUCAUCGUGAAGGAGGUGUGCACAGUGGUGGCCCGGCGGGCAGCUCAGAUGUGCGGGGCCGGCAUGGCAGCCGUGGUGGACAAGAUCCGGGAGAACCGUGGGCUGGACUUCCUCAAGGUCACGGUCGGCGUGGACGGCACGCUCUACAAGCUGCACCCUCACUUCUCCACUGUCAUGCACGAAACAGUGAAGCAGUUGUCCCCAAAGUGUGAAGUGACCUUCCUGCAAGGCGCCAGCGGCAAGGGCGCAGCGCUCAUCGCGGCGGUGGCCUGCCGGAUCCGGGAGGCCGGCCAGCGAUAGGAGGAAGGAGGUUUGCUGAAAAGCUUGGUUUCAGCAAAGCAGAGGACGUUUCCCCCUGCUGUCCCCUCUCUCCCUUCCUCUGUACGCCCACCCACCCACGUGCACCUUCCCCUUGCAAGCAGCCCCUUAGCUUUCCCGGUUCUCUCGCGAUACCGCCAGCGGCACUGGAGAUGCUGCGCGCUCUGCCUAAAGCGUCGUCUUAGGAGUUUGACUGCAUGCCGUAAAACCGUGUAUCGAGUAAAGCGCCAAGCGUCUUCUGGCCGCGUACCUACAUCUCCAGUCAGAGCGGGACCUGUUUCGCUUGCAGCCUACCUUACGCGCCAGCUCUCCGCCCCGUAUCUCCCAACCGCCCUCACGCCUUCCCUGGCAGCAGCAAAGCUAAUGCUAAAAUAAUUGCGAUUCUGCAUUGUCACUUUACAGUAACCAGUACCUAUUUAUAUAUGUCAGAGUCGUCGUGUCCGUGCUCUAGAAAGCAAACCUCUUUAAGAUUGGGCUAAAGACCUCCAUUAGUCUUUUACCCUGAUCAAGGCUGUAUUAUUUCCAUGAAAGUCAUGGUCGCUCUCAAAGCACAGGGUGCAGAACUAGAAGCUGCGCGUUCGGCGGCUGCACCGAGAGAUACCGGGUAUCUCUGCGCAGAGCAGGGAGCAAUAUUAAAGAAGCUGCUGGAUGCCAGUUAGAGGCUCCCCUUUAACUGCUCCGGCGGAGCACGUGCCUGGAAAUAACUGGGGACUCAGGGUCUAAUCCCAUUUCCCGACCUCUCGCCCCUGCCCUAAGCGUAGUAGCGUAACGUGUGCGUGUGGUUUGGGUCGCCCCUGGAGCCCACUAGCCCCCUGGCCCGGUGCGCGGGCAGCUGCAGAGAGCCACCAGCACGAUGCGGUGGUCCCCUCCCGGCGCGUACGUCCUGGGUGGGCGGCUGCAGCUCAGGUGAGGAGUUUGGUUUGCUUUUUUUCUUGUGUCUGUGAAAUAGCUCCGUCUGCAGUCUCUUAGGUGACAUCUGCUUUUGUCCGCUCUGUAUUUGUGUUUCAAGAGCUUUGUGUCUUUUUAUGUAGGUAGUCUCGGCCGCGGGGGGGGUGGUUAUAGCGCUUAGCUUUGACUUCAUCUCUUAACGUCGCUUAAGAACGGCGCAGAGUACUUGUUUGUUUUUUUUUUUCUCCUUUUUUUUUUUUUAAUUUAAAUUUUUCUCGGGGCAGACUGGAAAAAGAGACCCAAAAUUCCCAAGGACAGUUAUGCGAGGAGCUCAGGCUUUCUCAAGUUCUCACUGGAACGAAACGGCAGCCCGAGGGCCAGGGACGCGAUGCGCUGGCGCCGGGGAGGCAGGGGACACGGGAGCUGGUUAUGUCCGGGCCCGAUCCUGCGCGCUGUUGCAUGUAUAACCGGCAACACCGUGCACAAGCUGUC
Molecule: messenger RNA, 4175 nt
Organism: Struthio camelus australis
Lineage: Eukaryota; Metazoa; Chordata; Aves; Struthioniformes; Struthionidae
Source: RefSeq, a predicted model, not a curated record